AUGCAGACCGACGACACCUCCCGACGUACCUCCCAAGACAACCAACGUAGAACUGCGACCAAGGGAGGACUCAAAAAGGGGGAUAGUACCAAAAAGAAGUCCUUCCGAUGGGACGAAGAAUCCAUCGCCCUUCAAGACCUCGAAAGAGGAACUCGAAUGAAGAUAGACGAGCCUAAAACACCUUAUACCGGCAUGGCCCCCGAUCCGGUGGAGUUACUCGAGCCCUUCUCGUUGGACGGCCCACCACCAGUAAAUAACCCCGAACAGCCAUCGCCGGUCGCUCAAGCCGCGGAUGCUCAAGCCGCGGGCCCUCAAGCCCUUGUGAGCGCGGAAUUUUCUGGAGAGCAACAGUCGCUGGAUUUCCGAAAUGCUCUAACCGAGGCCAUGGAGCAAGCGCAGAAAGACGAAAGUGAAGGCCGUAGCUACUGGGAUGACUCCACGUCUGAAGCUCACAAAAAGGCAUUCGAGGAAAAAAGAAAGCAGCACUAUCGCAUGUUCCGCUGA
Molecule: messenger RNA, 504 nt
Organism: Gregarina niphandrodes
Lineage: Eukaryota; Apicomplexa; Conoidasida; Eugregarinorida; Gregarinidae
Product: protein phosphatase inhibitor 2
Exons: 2
Coding region: 1-504 (167 amino acids)
Biological process (GO): regulation of signal transduction
Molecular function (GO): protein phosphatase inhibitor activity
Source: RefSeq, a predicted model, not a curated record